AUCCGACAGCUACGAAGUUCCCAAAACGAAAGCUGUGUCCGAGGUACUGGACAGUCUGCUGGCUGGGUACGACAAAGAGCUUCGGCCAGGGAUAGGAGGCGAGAGAGUGGUCAUAGAUACGGAUAUUCUCAUCAAAAGUAUGGGACCGAUUUCAGAGAAUGAUAUGUCCUACUCCAUGCAGGUGUACUUCCGCCAGCGCUGGAAAGACGAGCGACUAUCCUUCUACCUGCCCAACAUCACCAGGCUCACGCUCAGCAACAAGUUCAUCAACAACAUCUGGAAGCCCAACAGCUACUUCAUCAACGGGCGCAACAGCAAGCAACACAACAUCACCGUGCCCAACGCUUUCGUUCGGCUGAGCUACGAUGGUAGUAUCUAUAUGUCGGUCAGGCUGACAGUGAACGCCCGAUGCCCCAUGAUGUUAUCUCGCUACCCGAUGGAUAAGGUGGUCUGUCCACUCUUUAUUGGAAGCUUUGGCUACACAACGGACGACCUCAUCUACCGUUGGGAGAACAAGGUGGACAUCGAUCCCGGCGUGGCACUGGCCCAGUUUGAGCUGGGGAAAAUCGAGCAACAGAACAUCUCCAAGAGAGGCGCCUUUGGUGAGAUGUCAAUCUUAGAGGUGUACAUACACAUGAGUCGUGCUGUGGGGUUCUAUGUUCUGCAAACCUACGUACCUUGUUACCUGAUAGUCAGUCUCUCGUGGGUCUCGUUCUGGAUCAACAGAGAUGCGGCUCCAGCUAGAGUUCUUCUAGGUGUAACAACAAUUCUAAGCACGGCAGCUAUUGGUAUGACCGUCAGAGAGGGUCUGCCACGAGUACCCUACGCCACGGCGCUGGAUGUGUUCCUCAACGUUUGUAUUGUCUACCAGAUGGCAGCACUGAUUGAGUACGCAGCAGUCAACUAUUUCACUAAGCUAAUGCCAAAGGAAGGUGGUGCUGAUGAAAGUGAUGAAGAAGAAGUUGUGGUAC
Molecule: messenger RNA, 971 nt
Organism: Candidula unifasciata
Lineage: Eukaryota; Metazoa; Mollusca; Gastropoda; Stylommatophora; Geomitridae
Source: the annotation of a GenBank genome assembly